Molecule: messenger RNA, 5599 nt
Organism: Prionailurus viverrinus (fishing cat)
Lineage: Eukaryota; Metazoa; Chordata; Mammalia; Carnivora; Felidae
Gene: CCDC15
Product: coiled-coil domain containing 15
Exons: 17
Coding region: 283-2847 (854 amino acids)
Cellular component (GO): centrosome
Source: RefSeq, a predicted model, not a curated record
UACAUGGCCACCGAAGGGCGGGCCCGGGGUGGGCGGGGCCCGGCGGCCCGGCGGCCCUCCCGAAAGUGGCGGUUUGCUGGAGGCGGUUACCUAGGAAUCCCGAGUAGUUUGAAUGUGUGGCGACCUGUGCACCGGUGCUUGGUCGGUGCUAUCUCAGCAGGAGUGGGACCCCCGAGGCCUAAGACACAGGCUUUUAUCUGGCUCGGGACUCCCCGGCAUUCAUCGCUUCCCUCCAUAACCGGAUAGCAGUUAUUUGGACUCAGCCUCAGACCCAGGGGUCACAUGCCAGGAAGGAUGGCCCCCCUCAAGAAGCCUCGAAAUGCCGCAAGGUUGCCCCUGGCUUUAAACCCCCUGAAGAGCAAGGACGUGUUGGCAGUGCUGGCCGAAAGGAACCAGGCUAUAGUGCCAGUUGGGGCCUGGGUGGAACCUGCCUUGCCAGAUAGUUCGGAAGUCCCAGCAUAUACUUCAGCAUAUAUGAUUGAAGAAGAACUAAAGGAACAACUAAGAAAAAAACAAGAAGCUCUGAAGCAUUUUCAGAGACAAGUCAAACGCCGAGUAAAUCAACAAAUCAGGUUGCGAAAAAAGCAUCAGCUUCAGAGAUCUUAUGAAGCAGCAGAAAAAGAAGGCUCUAUAGCCAUGCAGUCCUCAGAUCCAGCACAUUUAACUCCUAAAAGAACAAGUGUUUUUCCAAAGAACUUGAAUGCUGCAAUUGGAAGUGCUAGGUUACCUCCUUCCCAGGUGCUGGGGGAUGGACUAGAAGAUAGAGAGAAUCAGAAUGAAUUACUCCAACAACAAGCCCAGGCUCUUAGUCAAACCAUGAAACAGGCUCGUCACCGACUGGCAUCAUUUAAGACUGUGAACAAAAAAAAUGUGUCAGUGUUUCCAGAUGGUAGAAGAAAAACCUUUCCCCACCAAGAGGAACCUGACUCUGAGGAACCUUCAUCUAUUUUGAUAGAUAAAAAAGGGAGAGAAAAUUUGUUUUGGGGAGACCAACAGGAUCUCCUUUCUGAAGACAGGGACAAACCUUUCAGCAGAGUUCAGAAAGCACAAUUCAAAAAUCCAUUAUUUGCUGUGAUGAAAGAGGAAGAGCGAAAGCAGUUAGAUCUUCAAGGCCUUCAGGAUAUUCUGCCAGAAGCCCAGGAUUAUCUUCCAGAAGCCCAAGGUGAUCUGCUGAAAAUCCAGGGUGAUUUGACAGGAGUCCAGAGUGUUGAGCUAGAAGCUAAGAGUAUUGAGCCAAGGCUCAGCACCCAGGUUGUUGAGGUGGAAGGCCAAGCCACUGAGCCUGAAGCCCAGGCUGUUGAGCCUGAAAUCCAGACCGUUGAGCCCGAAGCCCAGGCCAUUGAGCCUGAAGCCCAGGCUGUUGAACCUGAAGCCCAGACCACUGAACCUGAUGCCCAGGCUGUUAAGACAGAAACUCAGGAUAUUAUGCCAGAAGCCCAGAAUAUUGAACUAGAAGAUGGGAGUAUUGUGUCUGAAGUCCAAGAUUUGCUACCCAAAGAACAGUGUGUUCUUCCCACAGACCAGAAUGUUCUACUCAGAUGUCAGGACCAGGACUUUCUACCUAAAAACCAGGUUUUUCUACCCAAAGACCAGAAUAUUCUACCCAAAUGUCAGGACCAGCAUGUUCUCUCUGAAGACCAGAAUAUUCAGUCCAAAUUUCAGGACCAGGAUUUUCUACCCAGAGACCAACACCAGCAUUUUCUAUUCAGAGACCUGUGUGUUCUCUCCAGAGUACAGGAUUUUCCACCCAGAGAUCAGAAGGCAAAUUUGAAGCAGCCAGCAUCAAUUUUGACAGACAGGAGAGGGAGAGAGGUGUUUCCUCUGGAUGCCCAUCAGGAUCUUCUACACAGCAGUCAAGAUCAGACCUCCACCAGGGACAAGAAAGUACGCUUCAAGGAGUCAUAUUCUGAUAUGUCAAGUGAGAAAGGGAGAGAAGGCUUUUCCCCGGCAAGUUAUCAGUACCUGCCUCCUAAACUCCAGGACUAUACCUUCAUCAAAGAUCAGAACAAGUGUCUCAAGCAACCUGCAUCUUUUGAGAAAUGGGAGAUUGAAAGAAGAAUUGUUUCUGGAGUGCCAUCGACCUUAUGCUUCAGGCAGCAGCCGUCUGUUGGGACAGCAGAAAGAUGGCAAGAGGAUUUGUUUCUGGAUGGCCAUCAGCAACUUCCACCCAAGCACCAGAGAGAGGCUUCCAGCAGAAGACAGGUGUAUGGUGAAUGUCAGGCAAGAUUGAACACCGAAUUCCAAAUUCCACUGGCACUUCAGUCUGGAGUAGAUCAAGAAGAAGACAAGAAAGAGCGUCAAAAGCAAUACCUGCGAUACAGACGACUUUUCAUGGAUAUUGAAAGAGAACAAGUAAAAGAACAACAAAGGCAAAAAGAACAUCAAAAGAAAGCUGAAAAAAUUAAAAAAAAGAAAGAGCAGCAACGUUACGCUGAGGAGCAGAGGAUACUAAGAAUGAACUUCCAUGAAGAGCCAUGUUCAGGAGAGAAGAUGAGUGAGAAAAUAGCCCAGCUACAGCUUGAGGAAGUAAAAGGAGCCAGAGAAAAACAACAACAGAGAGAGAAGGAAUGCCAAAGAUAUACGGAAGCUCUAAGAGCCCAGAUCCAGGAGAAAAUGCAGCUGUAUAAUAUUACUUUACCUCCACUAUGCUGUUGUGGUCCUGAUUUUUGGGAUGCGCAUCCUGAUACCUGUGCCAACAAUUGUAUUUUUUAUAAAAACCCUAGAGCAUAUACCCGGGCACUACAUUCGGUCAUCAACUCCUGUGAUAUCCCUGUGGGGAACUCAGCUCUUCGAGUCGCCAUGCAUAAUUUGGUUUCUGCACACAGACGGACUUUGAAAAAUGUGUAAUGAGAAUCUGAAUCCAACUAAUUAGCAAGCUGAGAACUACUGGAAGGAACUUAAAAGUUGAUAAACAGCUGCCUCCCCCUCCGACCCCCCAACACUUGUCUGGCUACAAAACUUUUAAAAAAUAAUUACAGAUAUACAGGAAGUUGUAAAAGUAGUUCAGAUAGGUUCUAUGUAGGCUUCACCUGGUUUCCCCCAAUGGUUAUAUUUUAUGUAACUAUAGUAUAAUAUCAAAACCAGAAAGUUGACAUUGGUACAAUAUGUAUGUAUAGUUUUAUGUGUGCCAUUUCCACCUGUGUAGAUUUGUGUCAGUACCACCACAGUCAAGAUACAAAAUUAUUCCAUCACCACAAAGACCUCCUCUUACUACCCCUGUAGUCACACUCGCACACCCCUCCCGUUUACCACCGUCUCUAACCCCCGGCUACCACUAAUCCAUUUCCAUCUCCAUAAUUUUGUCAUUUCGAGAACAUUAGAUAAGUGGAAUCAUACAGCAAGUGGUCAUUUGAGAUUAAUUUUUUUUCUCUCGGCUUAAUGACACCGAGAUCCAUCCAAGUUGCUGUGUGUACCAAUAGCUUGUCCCCUUUAUUGUUGAAUUGUGUCCCGUGGUAUGGGGACCACAGUUUGUUUAACCCCUCAUUCAUUGAGGGACAUUUUGGUUGUUUCUAGUAUUUUGCCAUUACAGAUAAGGCUGCUGUGGACAUUUGUGUACAGGUUUGUGUGGACAGAAGAUUUCACUUAUCUGAGAUAAAUGCCCAGAGUAUCACUCAUGGACUGUAUGGUAAGUGAAUGUUUAGUUUUUUAAGAAAGGGAUAGCAUGCAGUUGGGUUCUGGUUUUAAUCCUUUUUGUCAGGUGGGUGGUUGAAAUCCAGCUUUCUUCUUGGCCUCCAUUGAUACCCUUAGGUGGGGGUUGGGGAAGAACACCUCAUUACUGCUUGGUUAGUGGGAGUUCUGGCUCUCUACUGACAUCACCGUGCCUGGGAUCGGGAGGGUGCCUCCUUACUGAUCCCCACAUGUCCUCCACUAACACCAUGGUGUUAGGGGCUAGGUGCUCAUUACCACUGGAAGCUGGUGAAAGUUCUGGCCUCCCAUUUUUAGUUUCCUUACACCACCCUGACUGUGGGGCUGGGGGGAUACCUCGUUACAGCCAGGCCCAAAUGGAUGUUGAGGCUCCCUGCUUUGCCUUUGCUGGUAGGAGUGGGAAGGGGCUGCCGUGUUUUCUGUGGUGUUUGGUGGGAGUAGGGUGGCUAUGGCUAGACUACCCCCAUCUGGAUCCUUUAACUAGAUAUAGCUGGCUUUUCUUUUUUUCUUCUUUUUUUCUUUUUCUUUGUGCUGUUGGCUCUUCCAGAUGGCUGGCUUCUCCAACAUCCAGUUCAGAUAGAUGAAGCAAAAAGCAAACACAGACAAAUCACUGCUGUGUCUCUCCUCAGAUCUUUUCCUAGCUCAUCCAGAGUCAUGUAUAUGUUGCGCUAUAUAUAUAUAUAUAUAUAUAUAUAUAUAUAUAUAUAUAAUGCCCAGGGUUUUCAGCAUUUAGUGAGAGUAAGGAGAAUUGAGUCUAUUCCAUCUUGAUCCAGAACGAGAAAUCUCACAAAGAGCUUUCAAGUGGCCAUUUCUCCUCUAAGGACAUAAAUCCAAUCAUGUCUCAACCCUCCUUAAAAACCUCCUCAUCAUAUCCUGUCCAAAGGCUAAAAUCCCAAGCUCUUAACAUGGACUUUUAAGGCUCUUCAGUAUCUUACAACCAGGUAUAACAGUCCUAACUUCUGCAGCUCCACACUUUGGACAUGCCACCCUCCAGCUACAUGGAUUUCACAUGCACCACUUAAAUAUAUCUAUCUUGCUUUUCUGUGCUUCCUUGUUGAGCACACACUAGUGCCUGUGCACUCUGCUGCUCCUGUCUCCUCUUCUCUACUUGGCAGUCACCUAGCUGUACUUCAGUUCUGCUUCUUGUAUUACCUGCUGUGAAGCCUUUCAAGACUUUCCCAGUUAUCUGACCCUUUCUCAGUGCCACCAUAGCAGAAUGAACAUAAUCUUACAAGCUAUUUCUUAUUUGAACGGAUUUAUUCUACUGGAGCUCUUUGAGGUGGAAUUGUGUCUCUAUCCAUCUCUGUCCCAUUCAACUGUAAAUCCUUUGAGGGUAGGGGCAGUACCUGUCCUAUUUAUCAAUGUAUCUCUAGCAGAGUGCUGUGCCUGGCACAUAGUUGACACUUAACAAGUGUUUAUUAAAUGAAUAGAUGAGUGACUUGUUACUUCCAGAUACCAGAGCAGCCAAAAAUUGUCCUCAGCUUGCAUGACUAGGCUGCCUAAGGCCACCUCACUUUUGUCAUUACCAUAUCUUUUUUUUUUAUUUCUGCACACAUACCCCCCCAAAAAAUGACUUUGGGAGACUAAUGAUUUAACUGCUUCCUCAAUCUGCUCCUCCCUUUCCUGCUUUUAGGUCAUGCUCAUAUAUAUUUGCUGCCAUCACUGAUUGACCAUUUGAGAGCAGGGCCGCUUCCUUGUUCAGCUGAUAGUAGUCUCCUUUAAAGACCAUUCUUCUGGCCAGUAUGAACCAUCCAUCAGUCCUGCUUUGAAGAGACUGAAGCUCUUACUUUUGACCAUUUAUAUCAAGGCUAGAACUUUCUUGGCCAAACCCUUCCAGAACAUUGUCUUUUCAAUGAAACAAAAUCUUUUGGGGUACAUGGUCACUUUGCUUGUCUCUAUCUUUUGACUCUGUUGGCUGGAAGAAUUUAUUUAUUUAUUUAUUUAUUUAUUUAUU